Molecule: messenger RNA, 779 nt
Organism: Ambispora leptoticha
Lineage: Eukaryota; Fungi; Glomeromycota; Glomeromycetes; Archaeosporales; Ambisporaceae
Source: the annotation of a GenBank genome assembly
AAGACACUUGUAAUACUGGCAAAUCAUUUUCAACAUCUUUAGCCCCCUAUGAUAAGCCAACUCAACAGACUGACUAUACAAACACCUUUUAUAUAAAUGAACCACACAUAAUUUUAUACAAUCCCAACACAAGUUACAAUAAGAUUCUACUAUCCUGCAACCUUCCUACACUUCUGUACCCACAAACUAUCAACUCUUUCAUUAAACACCUUGAAUCCUUCAACUACAACCUUAAUAACAUAUAUAACCUUACAUUCAAUCUAUUAAUUAAAGAAGACUACAGUAUUGCUUAUGUCUAUCCCUGGUCUGUCCACAACUUUGGACGACGCGGUUAUUUUAUAACACCAGUUGAAAGCUACAAAUACCUUCCUUUUAUUCUCCUCUCUACUAUAUCAGACAUCAACUCUCUUAAAACAGUAACUAUUCCUAAUAUGGUUAAAGAUGACUGGACUUACAAUUCAUACUUUUAUUUUGCACAAGAUGUCCAUUUCAAUCUUUAUAAUACUAAACACACCACUGACCCAAACCCAAGACCUCUUUCACAUUCAUCACAUCUUUGCUAUAACAGAUUUCUCAGAUAUCACAAUCUACCAACACUACCUGAACCACAAACUAUUAUUUCCUUUCUUAAUCAUCUUAAUCCUUUUGAAUACAACUUAGAAAACUCACAUAUUCAUACUCUUACUACAUUAAAAAAGACUACUCUGAAGCACAUAUAUAUCUACCUUUCAAAUCCAAACCAUUAUCAGAUCACUUCGUUCCACCUAGAGAAGCUCUAA